AUGGAGCAGGCGAGCCAGGACCUCGGCGCGCUCGGGAUCCAGGGCCCUGCGGCAGCGCACGGGUAUCAAAGGCCCGGCGAACAGCACGCGGGGUUCCGGGGCCCUGCGGUGGCUGGAUCCAAGGGUGGCGGCGGGAAGAGGCUCGCCGGCCAUGCCGGAGGAGGUCCCCCGGUCGUGCGGAAGGAGGCGCACCGGCCAUUGGGGAGGAGGGUAGGUGGCCGCGCCGGAGGUGGCGCGCGGGCCGCGGGGGAGGAAGGGCGCCGACUGCACGGGAGGAUGCGCUCUGGCCGCGGGUGUGGUGGCGCCGGCCGUGGAGGUGGGCGUCGGCCGCGCGGUAGGUGUGGCGGCGAUUUGGGAGAGGAUGUCGGGAAGGGAAGGCCGGGAUAUGGGAUGUAUAGCUGGCCAAACGGGCCGUGCUAA
Molecule: messenger RNA, 420 nt
Organism: Aegilops tauschii subsp. strangulata
Lineage: Eukaryota; Viridiplantae; Streptophyta; Magnoliopsida; Poales; Poaceae
Source: RefSeq, a predicted model, not a curated record